GGGCCCAUGCGCAGGCGCGCGAGCACUACCAGGGGAUUCCCGCCUGAUCCCGCUAGGCGUCGGAAGGGUGGGAGGUCCUGGCUGGGCCGGGUUCCCCUGAAGGGGCGCGGCCUCCAGGACUCCUACCCGCCGACUGGGGAAGCUGGUUCCCGAGAAGUCGGUAGUACAGGGGAGGGCAGUCUCGACAGGUCGGGCCUCGGAGCGGCCGUCAAGUCCACCCCUGAGGAAGGCCCGGGCCCUCCCAGCCCGCAGCCCGUCGGCCUGUACCUCGCCCUCCGAACCCCAACAACACUACUCCAAAAACACACCAUUUGAUGCUGGAACAUGGGGCUUUUCAUCUGGACUCUGAGCCGCGGUGCCAACUUGAGCUCCUGGACCACCCCGGACCCAGAGCAGCGGGAAUAAGAGCAGCUGCUGGUGCUGGGAGGCAGCAGAGCUACCGCUCCGCUCAAGUGUCCCUGCCGCUUCCACAGCGCCAUCGCCUGACACCAACGCUGCCGCAGCUGCCACCGCCUGAGCUCAAAGCCACCUGCUGCCUGCUGCCAGAGAAGCAUCAUGGGCUUCUGGAAGUUCUCUCCUUUCCUGGUUCUCAGCGUCCUGGCCCUGUACCAGGUGGGCGUCCUCCAGGCAGCGCCAUCCAGGUCAGCUUUGGAGAGUCGUCCAGACCCUGUGCGCAAUGAGGAGGAAUUGCGACUCCUACUGGCUGCAGUGCUGAAGGACUAUGUGCAAAUGAAGGCCCUUGAGCUGCAGCAGGAGCAGGAGACUGAGGGCUCCAGAGUCACUGUCCAGAAGAGAUCCUGCAGCUCUGCCACCUGUGUGGCCCACUGGCUGGGAGGCUUGCUGAGCAGAGCUGGAAGUGUGGCAAACACCAACCUGCUGCCUACCAGCAUGGGCUUCAAAGUCUACAAUCGCCGCCACAGGGAGCUUAGGGCUUAAGCAGUAAAAGGACUCCACGAAGAAGGUCACCAUGAAGCAAACUCUAUUUCUUUUAAUUUAUAAUGAAUGCAACUCAUAGGAUAAGGAGCAUGGAACACAUACAUCUGCAUGCUUAAUAUUAAAAACACUCUUGUCUGAAAUAAACUAAAGCUAAAUAAAUAUAGAAUAAAAUCAU
This is a messenger RNA of Zalophus californianus (California sea lion), 1111 nucleotides long. Its product is annotated as calcitonin receptor-stimulating peptide 1. The transcript has 7 exons. The record is from RefSeq and is a predicted model, not a curated record. NCBI's taxonomy places the organism in Eukaryota, Metazoa, Chordata, Mammalia, Carnivora, Otariidae. The coding region runs from base 556 to 936 and encodes 126 amino acids. Gene Ontology annotation, cellular component: extracellular region. Gene Ontology annotation, molecular function: hormone activity; calcitonin receptor binding.